Messenger RNA from Cryptomeria japonica (Japanese cedar), 2197 nucleotides. RefSeq names its product ribonuclease MRP protein subunit POP4. Bases 829 to 1785 code for a protein of 318 amino acids. The transcript is spliced from 9 exons. NCBI's taxonomy places the organism in Eukaryota, Viridiplantae, Streptophyta, Pinopsida, Cupressales, Cupressaceae. Gene Ontology annotation, cellular component: ribonuclease MRP complex; ribonuclease P complex. The record is from RefSeq and is a predicted model, not a curated record. Gene Ontology annotation, molecular function: ribonuclease P RNA binding. Gene Ontology annotation, biological process: rRNA processing; tRNA 5'-leader removal.
CUACAAGCAAGUGUAGUAGCGGUGAACCGAAAAUUUUAGCUUCAGUGCAUGCACAACCUUACAGUAUAAAAGAAGGCGAAUAAAGUCUUCAUCAUGUUUUGAAGCUUUGCUUUACUCUGCUCUGCUCCUUAUAGUAUAAUCAAGUUUGAGCUUGCAACGAACUCGUCAAGCAGGUGGUGUUUAAGGUUAUUGCCAUUGAAGCCUGUUGCAUAAAUCGCUCCAGUCAAAUAAACGUCAGGGAAAUGCCAAUGGACAAAAUGGACCUGAUCUUCAAUUUUAUAGUUUGUUCUAAAGUUUGGAAUAUCGUCGGUGCUGAAUAUGUUCUUCUUGCGUGAGUAUUCCCUGAAGCAGGUUUUCCAUUUCCGGAAUUGAGCGGACUCCAUUUUCAGGCAAUGGGGAGCAAGCUUAACAUAUUGCAAGACCUCUGAAUGAUUUUAUGGCCAGCAGACACAGCAGUCAUUCUUUCUGGCGUGGGGAAACUCUCAUUCUGGUGCAUAGCGGGAGUCUUCUUUCUGAGCCGUGAGCUAUAAUAGAUCAUAGCAUAAGCACUCACUAUUGGAAAAGGAUUAGAAGAUUUAUUAUUGAGGAUUGAACACAGUAAGUUUCUUGGUUAGAGGUGUAACAGAGGUUUAAGUUUAUUGCAGCGAAGAAAUAAAGACUACAUUCAAAGACUAUCUGCUAUCCAAUAUCAGCUACUUCCAACACUGGGUAUUGAUUUUCUCCUAUCGAUUGUAAUCGGUGCUCAUUGUAAACUGGUGUAACCUUAUUUCUGCAAGAAAGGUAUGCUUAUGAGCAUUAUUUCAUAACAAAAGUUCUUUUAAGAGAACAAUGCUCAUGGCAGCAAAAGUAGACAGUGGAGAUGAAAAGAUAUCAGAGAAAAAAAGGAGUCGUAUUAAAGCUCUUGAACAGAGACUUUCCACUGCAGCUUUGCGUAAAUCACCAGCUGCAUUGUCAGCCCACUUAGUUUCUCAUGUUCAAGAAGAAGAAAAACACAAGAAAAAAAGAGACACAGGAAAGAGGAAGCACUCAGAUCCUGCUGGUGCAAUAGGAACUUUUGCACAAGCUUCUCUAACUUCUUCCGGGCCUUCAAAAUUUAAAGCUUUUAAUGCAAAUGAUCAUGCAUACCUGAAGUUGUGUCAGCCUGUUAAUGAAAAUUUACUUGACAUACAUUUACAGACUUCCGAGGAAAAAGGGGGAGGUGAUACAAUCAGUGACAUUCUAUAUGAUAUUCUUAGAAGUGGUGGUCUGGCUGAUAGGGAUACAAAGGAUGAACUACAAAAAUUACAGGAUAAAUACCUUGCUCUUGAAAAUCCUACUUCGCAACGUAGUGGAUACAAAAGGGCACAACAUCAAACUCUUCAUAAGCUUGGAAAGCGUUCCCAGAAACAUAUGUCCAUGCGACAGCAUCGACAUUUUGGAUCUCUUGACCUUCCUAAGAAGAAUCAAAAGUAUGAUCUGUACUUACCAAUGCAUGAAAUGUGGAAAGAAUACAUAGUUGAUCUCCUAAAAAAUGGAAGGCAAAAGAAUAUUGAGUAUUUUCUUCUGACAGCAGACUUGCAUGGAGCAAUUUUGGCUGUUGUUGAAAGUAAAAUCAAAAGCUUUAUAGGUGUGCAAGGCAUCAUGAUUCGAGAAACAUUAAAUACAUUUGGAAUCAUGACAUCAGAAAAUAGAUUUCGAGUGGUACCAAAGAAGGGCUCUGUAUUUAUGUUUCAAGUGGAAUUCUGGCGAGUUAUUCUCCAUGGCGACAAAGUAUCCACCAGGAAUCUCAAUCAAGAUGUUGAGUGAUCUUGACAAACCAAGACACAUCAUCUUUUUGACAGAAUAGAAAAGGAAAAAAUUGCAGGCAAGGAAGUAAAAAUUUGGUGCUUAGUAACAGGGUUGUUUAUUUGCAUGGUAGUUUUGAAAGAAUGGUUUCAACUUCAAGCAUGUAAAUAACUGUUUGCUUAGUCAUAAUUUUUUAAUUUAUUGGAAUGCUUUUAUUAAGGUUAAUAUUUUUGUGUGCUAUUUUGAUCAUUAAGUACACAAUUGCGAUGAAUGUUUGUUUUGCAAUAUGUUUUGGACUACUCUGUUAAGUGUCAUAAGCCUUCAGGUUUGUAUUAAAAUCAAGCAACAAAUUUAAUCUUUUUCAUUUUGAUGAAUAUUCAAAAUGCUUUUCAUUAAUUCCCAAGGAGGCAACUUGACUCCAAGGUUUGAGUAA